CUUGUCGUACAGAAGAUGUUAGAAAGUUGAGAACUUUAUCAUUGAUACAUUUUAAAUCUAGGAGAGGAUUCUGACAACAUAGUUAUUACUAGGUAGCAGUAACAAAGUACCUUGGGAAGACGGAACUGUGUGAGUGGUAAUCAGGGUGUGUUUUGAACUCCACAGUAGUCAGGAGUAACUCAAACGAAUGGCUUGGAAGAGGACGAUGGAAGGGGACUUGACUUUGUUUGGAUGCUUAUAACACUUUAACCCCGGGACGACAGAAGGAGCAACAGGAAGAGAAGUUAUCAAGACCAUGGAAAUUGUCUUUAGUUGGUUGUGGAUUAUGAAGAUCUGAUGUCAGAUUCUUCAAGGAGUUGGAACUGGAGCACAGUUUGCAUUGAGAGUUUAGACCAGUCUUCUCCUGCUGGGUUGGAUCUUCAAUACAGAUCCUGGAGGGCAUUGACAAAGCAGGUCUCAGCCGUCUGUUUAUUAUUAGUGAUAUGAGUAACGGACUGUUCCAAACCAAGACGGUGGUUUGGUUUCCUCAGAGAGCUAAUUGAAACCCAGUUAGGACAUCUUGACUAAUUUAUGCCCAGUUGGACCUGAAGUGAGUUGCUCUGGCACAUGGCUUGGAGAGAAGGUUCAAAGCAAGUGUUUAGUGGUUGAGCUGGAUGAGGUAAUAUUGCCUAGUUUUGCAGGUGCAGAUUUUGAAUGAAGUUGAAUAAGCUAUUGGCAGAGUUCAAGGGUUGGACUGCGUUGAGUAGGACUGUUAAGAUGGGUUUGAUGUAGGUAAGAAGGGGAGAUAUAGGUAGUUGUUGGUAGACUAGUGCUUAAUGUUGGAGUGUGGCAUGAGGGUCAGUCUACUGCAGUGAUCGGGGACAGAAUUUGAAGGUUAUUUACAUAAGGUUGAGGUUGUUAAGAUCCAUGGUUAGGGUUGAGAGUGAGGGAGACACGGGUUGGUCACCAUGUUCCUGUAUUGGAAGAAGAGGGGUGCAUAUGAGCUGGAGACCCUCCCAUCCUACAUCAUUGAGCAGGGGGCAGAACGCUACUCCUGGUCCUCCUCAUUUGAGGUCAUCCAUGAUCUGUGCGACGAGAAGCCCGUUCAGGAGGAGGACUGGGUGGUGUGCCAGCACGCUGAAUGCCCCGACCGUCGACGAGCCUCGAAGGUGUGCCACCACUCGAACUGCCAGGACCUGAACAACAAGAGCCCACUUCAUCUGUGUGAGUCAUGUGACUCCCGCUGCCACCUGGAAGACACAGAAAACAUGCACUUUGACCGACACCCCCGCUUUGACCUGCAACCCCAAGGUUCCAUCCUGGCCCGGAACGUGUCAACGCGCUCCUGUCCCCCCCCCACCAGCCCCCCCUCUGACCUGGAGGAGGAGGACGAAGGGGCCAACAACCAAGGGGAGUGUAAAACUGGGGGUCUGAAGUUGGUGAAGAAGAAACCACGGCGACGGCACACAGAUGACCCCAGCAAGGAGUGCUUCAGCCUCAAGUUUGAUCUGAACAUGGACAUUGACACAGAGAUUGUCCCCGCUGUGAAAAAGAAGACCCUGAGGGAGGUGCUGGGCCCCGUGUUUGAGCGUAAAGGUAUUGAGUUAUCCCGGGUAGAUCUGUUCCUAGACCAGUCCAACACUCCGCUGUCCCUCAACUUUGAGGCCUACCGCUUCGGGGGCCACUAUCUCAAGGUCAAAGCGCGGCCAGGUGAUGAGCUGAAGGUGGAGCAGGGAGUGAAGGACCUGCGCUCGCUCAGUCUGCCCAACAUGAAACCCUCUGGGGGUCAGAGCCCCUACAUCCUCACUGCAGGCAGCGAGAGGGUGGAGCACGGAUCUCUGGGACGCAAGGAGAGCAACGUUGACCUACUGGGUCAGGCGCGUCGCAGGAAAAACAUGACAGAGUUCCUUGGGGACACCAGCAUCCCGUCUCCGGACUCCUUGGCCGGGCUGAGCGGCUCUCUGCCAGGCGUAGGCCCUGGACCGGACAGCUGGAAGAACCGUGCAGCCAGCCGCUUCUCUGGCUUCUUCAGCUCCAACGCUGUAGCAGGGGCUUUCGGAAAGGAAGUGGACCGCAUGGAGCAGCUCCAGAAUAAGCUGCAGUCGUACACUCUUUUUGGCCUUCCCAAGGUUCCUCCUCAGCUGUCCUUCCACCAGGACUCCUGGGAAGAGGAAGAAGAGGAGACAAGCUUUGCCCUGGAGGACAGCUGGACGCAGCUACUGGACAACCCUGAGACUUUGACCAGACGCCAGUUCCAUCAGCAGGAGGCUAUCUGGGAGCUUCUGCACACUGAGGCCACCUACAUCAAGAAACUACGAGUCAUCACUGAUUUGUUCCUGUGUGGGCUGUUGAACCUGCAGGAGAGUGGUCUCCUCACAGAGGUGGAGCCAAUGCGUCUCUUCAGUAACAUCCAGGACAUUGUGCGUCUACACACUGCCCUUUGGAGCCAGGUGAUGCUGCCCGCCCUGGAGAUUGCUCGGCUGGCCAGGAACCUUCUCAACCCUGUUGACCUCCACCAUGGCUUCAGGACCUUUGCCUCCCGUUUCAAGCCCUACAUCCGUUACUGCAUGGAGGAAGAGGCCAGCCUGGAGUACAUGAGAUCACUACACAGGGACAACGAGCUCUUCAGGAUCUACGUCACGUGGGCUGAGACUCAUAAGCAGUGUAACCGUCUUAAGCUGGCUGACAUGCUGGCCAAGCCCCACCAGAGACUCACCAAGUACCCCCUACUGCUGAAGGCUGUCCUCAAGAAGACUGACGACUCAUCAUCCCGCGACGCCGUCAGCAGCAUGGUGGCAUGUGUGGAGGGCUUCAUCAACAGUGUGGACUCUCAGAUGCGUCAGCGGGAGGAGCGGCAGAAGCUAGCCACCAUCUCUGGACGCAUUGACUCCUACGAAGCAGUGGAGGGGAGCAGCGAGGAGGUGGAGAAGAUCCUGCGUGAGUUUAACUGCUUUGACCUGAUGGCUCCUAUGAGAGGCACAUCACCAGAGGAGACCAGACAGCUCCAUCUAGAGGGGGCACUGCGCAUGAAGGAGGGCAAAGACAACAGGAUGGACGUGUACUGCUUCCUCUUCACGGACCUGCUGCUCAUCACCAAGCCAGUGAAGAGGGUUGAGAAGGUCAAGGUGAUCAGACAGCCCCUCCUCAUCCACAAUGUUGUCUGCAAGGAACUCAAGGACCCUGGGUCCUUAAUUAUCAUCUACCUCAAUGAGUUCAAGAAUGCCGUGGCAGCCUACACAUUCCAGGCCAACAGCGCCACCCAGGGGCGAAGCUGGGUAGAUGCCAUCUGCAACGUCCAGAACCAGCUCGAGAGACUGCGGACUGAGGAGGUUCUCAGGCAGCAGACCACCUUACAGCACCGGCUACAUGGAGAGGAAGAAGAGGAGGAGGUAGACGAGAGUAGCAACUCCACCGCCAGCUCAAGGCACAAAGACGAGCAGGGACCAAGUCAUUCGGACGGCUCCACAGAGACGCUGUCAGUCAUGGACAUAGGAGAAGACUUAGGAGGGCACCCAGACCCCUCCUCCCCACACACAGAUCCAGGCGGACCCUUAGAGAAAAGCCCAGACUCAUGCAUAGUUACCCCACCUACUGGGCCUGAGCCCCUGCACUGCCGCCCUGCUAGCCCCCUGGACCCAGACCGGGACCCUGAGCAAGAGCAGGAGGGGGGUCUGGAGGGUGGGGAGGGUCAGCUGGAACCUCAGUGUCGCUCUCUGUCCAUGGACAGUGCCUACGGUACCCUCUCCCCAGAGUCCCUCCUGAGAGAGCUGGACCUGCAGACACGGCCAGGCCAGAGCGAUGGAGAGGAGACAGAAGAGGAGGGAGAGGUGGAGAGCCACGAGGUGGGUGUGAAGUUGGACAAGAAGGUGGAAAUGGAACUGGUAGAGGAAGGAGGAGAGGAGGAGGAUUCAACCUCUGUUUGUUCCCAGCUGUCAGUGGUUCAGUCGCUGAAGCCUCGGCGACGCCCCCCAGUGACGGCCCGCCUCCACUGCUUCCAGAACCUAAACGUCAAGUCCCGCUCAGAGGACAACCUCCUACAGCUUUUCCACGACAACGUCUCUGUCUCCCGGAUACACACCCGCAGCCCUACAGCCCAGGACCAAUCAGAGCGCAGGAGAAAACAGGCGGAAUGCCUGACCCAUAGUAAGAGCCUAUCAGAACUUGGCGGAGCCCGUGACCUCACAGGGCUGUUUCAGAUUGACCUAGACUCAGAACAGACUGAUGAUGACUUCCUCACCCUGGGCAUGCCCUCUAGUAAGCUAUGUGACACCCUGAGGAGGGCAGAGGCCCGCAAGAGGGCUCUGGGUGCAGCUGAGGCCUGCGAAGGCAGAAGGAGCCUGGCCAACAGUAGCGGCUCGGCGGUGCCGCCAUCUAGAGGACAGAAAGGGAAGUGCAGUAAGUCGUUGACAGCCGGUGGCCCAGAGGAACAGUCAUUGGCCAAAAGCAGAAAGUCCCCGGCCCAGCAGCACAAGAAGCUGACCCUAGCCCAGCUCUAUAGGAUACGCACCACCCUAGUGCUCAACUCUACGCUCUCCGCGUCGGAGGUGUAACCACUGGCAGACAACAACCAACUAGUGACACCUGAGCAUGAAGAGGAACCACACUUGGUGGUGUCUGCAUGGAGGGGACUGAAUUCCUUGAAACAAAUGCACUCUCUGAUGCCUUUUCCCUUUACAUUGCCUGUUGGACAGUGUCUGCUGCACGGUUUUGCGAUCUGACAAUAAGAAUAUUAUUUGCUGUUGCAUUUGGUUUCAGUUUAUUGCGAGGGGAAAGGCAGAGAGACGUUUAAAUUCUUGCACUUUGAAACGGACGGACGUAGCGUUGAGGGGAGCCGAGGCUGGGACCUUUGGGUGGACUGGACAGUUACUGGUGUGGGGUAACACUCUACCGGCCUACCCAAUAAAAGGAGACUGUAAGAGGGGUCGUCCAGGCAUAGAUCUACCUGCUUCACUCUGCUAUGGAUCGGACUGGAUCAGAGAAUAUGUAGGAAAGGCUUGGGUGGCCCAAAAACUCUUAACUCUUAAGUUAUGGGGAAAAAAGGGCACAGUUCCUGAAAUAUACCUGCUCUCUAGAAUGUGGUUGAAUAUAACGGCUCUCUAGAAUGUGGUUGAAAAUAACGGCUCUCUAGAAUGUGGUUGAAAAUACCAGCUCUCUAGAAUGUGGUUGAAAAUAACGGCUCUCUAGAAUGUGGUUGAAAAUAACGGCUCUCUAGAAUGUGGUUGAAAAUACCAGCUCUCUAGAAUGUGGUUGAAAAUAACGGCUCUCUAGAAUGUGGUUGAAAAUAACGGCUCUCUAGAAUGUGGUUGAAAAUAACGGCUCUCUAGAAUGUGGUUGAAAAUACCGGCUCUCUAGAAUGUGGUUGAAAAUAACGGCUCUCUAGAAUGUGGUUGAAAAUAACGGCUCUCUAGAAUGUGGUUGAAAAUAACGGCUCUCUAGAAUGUGGUUGAAAAUACCGGCUCUCUAGAAUGUGGUUGAAUAUAACGGCUCUCUAGAAUGUGGUUGAAUAUAACGGCUCUCUAGAAUGUGGUUGAAAAUAACGGCUCUCUAGAAUGUGGUUGAAUAUAACGGCUCUAUAGAAUGUGGUUGAAAAUAACGGCUCUCUAGAAUGUGGUUGAAAAUAACGGCUCUCUAGAAUGUGGUUGAAAAUACCGGCUCUCUAGAAUGUGGUUGAAUAUAACGGCUCUCUAGAAUGUGGUUGAAAAUAACGGCUCUCUAGAAUGUGGUUGAAAAUAACGGCUCUCUAGAAUGUGGUUGAAAAUAACGGCUCUCUAGAAUGUGGUUGAAAAUAACGGCUCUCUAGAAUGUGGUUGAAAAUACCAGCUCUCUAGAAUGUGGUUGAAAAUAACGGCUCUCUAGAAUGUGGUUGAAAAUAACGGCUCUCUAGAAUGUGGUUGAAAAUAACGGCUCUCUAGAAUGUGGUUGAAAAUAACGGCUCUCUAGAAUGUGGUUGAAAAUAACGGCUCUCUAGAAUGUGGUUGAAAAUAACGGCUCUCUAGAAUGUGGUUGAAAAUAACGGCUCUCUAGAAUGUGGUUGAAAAUAACGGCUCUCUAGAAUGUGGUUGAAAAUAACGGCUCUCUAGAAUGUGGUUGAAAAUAACGGCUCUCUAGAAUGUGGUUGAAAAUAACGGCUCUCUAGAAUGUGGUUGAAAAUAACGGCUCUCUAGAAUGUGGUUGAAUAUAACGGCUCUCUAGAAUGUGGUUGAAAAUAAUGGCUCUCUAGAAUGUGGUUGAAAAUAACGGCUCUCUAGAAUGUGGUUGAUGAAUUGUAGCAUUUAGGAUGUCAUGGUAUUUGUACUACUCCUGGUUUGCUUUGACAAAACAAUACAUGUUGCACAAUGGUGUCUGUGUUAAAUAGAAGAAUCACAAAGGGAAUUACUUUACAUUCACAGUGCACACUUUGAACUUGCUGUGUGUGUGUGUGUGUGUGUGUGUGUGUGUGUGUGUGUGUGUGUGUGUGUGUGUGUGUGUGUGUGUGUGUGUGUGUGUGUGUGUGUGUGUGUGUGUGUGUGUGUGUGUGUGUGUGUGUUUGAAUGAUACAUUGUCCUAAACUCCUGACUGAACCAAAAAGAUUUCCAUCAUGAUUUCAUCCUCUGUGACUAAUGCUAACAUACCCAAAGAUGUAAAGACCUGACUAGCCAGUAGAUUUCAAACUAAAGGUUAACUUACAAGUGUUCAAACAAACAGAACAUAAUGUAUUACUGUAUGUUAUCAACUGCUGUGUGUUUUCAAAUGUACACAGACAACUAUUCAUUUUUCAAAGUGGCUGCGUUUAAGACAUGGAGUAUUCUCUGGGCUUUGUAUUUUCUACUGGGCUGCUGCAGCCAUUUUUUCAAUUAAUAGUAUGAUUUAGCUAUGAUGAUGAUGAUGAUGAUGAUGAUCUGGUUUUCCAUUCUCAGAUGAACCCUUGGUUAUUGGGUGGAAUGGAGUUGUUUUGAGGAAACAUUACUGCACCAAUGUAGAACGAUGUGAGCAUGCACUCACAACCUGCAGCCUACAUUAGAACAAACACAAGUGCAGCAGGUAGAAUGUGGUGAUUGUAAAAGAGCAGUCUAUACUAAAAAGUAUUCCAUGUCAUGAUGAGCUUGGAGCACUUUUUUGAGACAUUGCAUAUUUUGUGUUUAUUUAAUGUACAGUAACUUAGAAAUUGAAAACAAUGGUUUGGGGUUGCAUAUUAUUCGUGAAUGAGUUGUUUUCUUUGAAUGGUUUUCUGUCCACACUAAUAGGAGAAGUGAUUUGGUGGGAGCAUUGACCACCAUAGUAGACUGACAUGGUCUAACUGACAUUCAGCUUGUUCUUAUUGAUGAUUUAAUGAGUUGUCGAAAAACCCUCCUUGUCAAAUGUUUCCCAAACUAAAUAGUUUAACAUUUGUUUACUUCUAGUUUUUGUUUAUUUGUAAUAUUUAAUUUAUUAACAUUGCUAUGUUUUAUAUAUAUAUAUAUAUAUAUAUAUAUAUAUAUAUAUAUAUAUAUAUAUAUAUAAAUUGUUUGUUUGAUUUUAUGACUUGUACAUUUUGUCUGUGUAGUCUUAAUAUUUCGUUUUUUGUUUUUUAUAUUUCAGGAAUGAUGAGUCUGCUAUGAACCAAAACCAUUUGUUUUCCCUUUCAGGAAUGUCUCUAAAGUGUCUUACCAAAUAAAAAAUGAUCAUCAA
Salmo salar (Atlantic salmon) is the source of this 7626-nucleotide messenger RNA. The record is from RefSeq and is a predicted model, not a curated record. Lineage: Eukaryota; Metazoa; Chordata; Actinopteri; Salmoniformes; Salmonidae.